AUGUGCGACGCGCGCCCAUCGGACAGGAGGCAGUAUCUUUUGUCAUCCUUGAACCAAGAUAGACCCGUCAAAGAUCGAAGCGGACGGAGAAGCCGAAGCCGGAGCAGCAGUCGGAGCAGAGACGACCGAAGCAGUCACCGACGCCGCCGCCGGUCCACCGUUACUCGAGACGCAUCUCCGACGCGUGGUGAACCCGAUGGCAAGCAUGCGGACACGCUGCAGCCGAGGCCUACCCGACUAAAGCUCAAGAAAGACGGACAGCGUCGGCGGCAUCGCCACCGUUCCUCCGACCCCGACGCGGUUCGCGAAGAUGCCCAAGUCGAAGGUGACGUGCGUGACAGCCACCGUCGUCACCGACACGGCCGCCGCCGCCGACGCAGAUCGCCGACGCCUACCAACAUACACGAAGCCGCACCCCUAGACCCGGAUGCCGCCUUUCGGGAAUCACUCUUCGACGCCAUGGCCGACGACGAUGCGGCCAUGUACUGGGAGCACGUCUACGGCCAGCCGAUCCACGUCUACGCCAAGGACAAGGUUGGGCCGCAGGGUGAGCUGGAGCGCAUGACGGACGAGGAGUACUCGGCGUACGUGCGCCAGAAGAUGUUUGAAAAGACUCACGCCGGCCUGCUGGAGGAGAAGGCGCGACGGGAGGAGGCUCGGAGCCGACGAGAGAAAGAAUCGCACGAGAGGCGCAAGGCGCAGGAGGAGUGCGAGAGAAGGGACGGCGCGAUCCGAGAGGAAAUGGAGCGUAGCCUGCGUCGCGGACAGCAACGCAGGGAGCGCAAGGCCUGGGCCGAGUUGUGGGACAAGUACACGUCGGCUUGGGCCGGGUGGGACGGCUCGCCUCCGAAUCUCCCGUGGCCAAACAAGAGCGGCCGCAUGGGCAUUGACGAGCAGCACGUCCGCACCUUUUUCACCCAGGGCCUGAACCUCGCCGAGGUGGGCGAGGGCGCAUUCGAGGCCAAGCUCAAGGAGGAGCGGGUGCGGUGGCACCCCGACAAGAUUCAGCAACGGCUGGGCGGGCAAGUGGACGACGACAUCAUGAGAGACGUGACGGCCAUAUUCCAGAUCAUUGACCGACUGUGGCGAGAGUUGCGGGCGGACAAAGGAUGA
Molecule: messenger RNA, 1113 nt
Organism: Drechmeria coniospora
Lineage: Eukaryota; Fungi; Ascomycota; Sordariomycetes; Hypocreales; Ophiocordycipitaceae
Exons: 1
Coding region: 1-1113 (370 amino acids)
Biological process (GO): canonical NF-kappaB signal transduction
Source: RefSeq, a predicted model, not a curated record